This is a messenger RNA of Selaginella moellendorffii, 1806 nucleotides long. RefSeq lists its product as uncharacterized. Gene Ontology annotation, molecular function: protein binding. The transcript is spliced from 5 exons. Bases 1 to 1806 code for a protein of 601 amino acids. The record is from RefSeq and is a predicted model, not a curated record. NCBI's taxonomy places the organism in Eukaryota, Viridiplantae, Streptophyta, Lycopodiopsida, Selaginellales, Selaginellaceae.
AUGAAAAGGCCGAGGAGCGCCUUGGAUGAUCUUCCGGACGAGAUUCAGCACAGCGAGCUGCUCUUCUUGGUGGAGCGGAUGAGGAUCACCGAGAGGCGCAACAAUCUGUGGUCCAUGGGCGAUCUUCCAGACGACGUUCUCAUCCAGAUCCUGUCCCUGCUCGCCUCCUCGCGCCAAUUGUAUUGGUGUAGCCUGGUGAGCAAGAGGUGGGCGCAUCUGGCAAGGCUAGUCACGCACUUCAGGUUGGAAUCGUCCGGUGAGCAUGAGCAACAGGGUCUCCUUUCCUGGUUUGGCAGCAGCAGCAGCAGCAAUCUCCGCUCCCUGUCUUUGACAGGUUCCUCAAAACAGCUAUGCUCUUGUCUUGACUGGCUACCGGUGAUUGGAAAAACCCUCCACUCCCUUACCAUCAGCGUCAGUGUCGAUGGUUUCUGGUCCAGCAUUCUCGCCUGCCAGCAGCUACGGUGCCUCCAUAUCAACGAUGGUGUCGAGCUUGGUGGCCCGCUCACGACCAAGGCAGCGGCUCCAAUCCUUCCCGCGCUCGUCUACUGCUUCAUACGCACACGCUUGGACGUGGCCACGACGAAGCACCUCCUCGAGUUGUGCCCCUCGCUCGUCUACUUCUGGCUGACCCAGCUGCUUGUGGAAUCGGCCGGGACGCAUAUGCUCAAGAGUCACAGCCUCGACUCCCUGGUGAUUCGCGCCCACAGGGUCCCCGGCAGGAGCGUUACCAACUUUUCUCUCGCGCUCGACAUGCCCAAGCUCCGGUGGAUGUCUGUCACCGUGGUACCGCGCGUGGAGCUCGCGCCGUCUACGUGCAACGUGGAAUGGGUGAAGCUGCAUGGGCAAGUGCGAAUCAUCCAGGGCUUGGUCAUGUCCAAGCUCAACAGGCUCACGCUCACCAAUACCUUCCGAGGCAAUGCCCACGUCGAGCGAAUUCUCGAGCCGUUUGUUUGCAGGAGGUCGAGCAUCAGUGGCAUCAAGCAGCUCGACCUGUUUAUGGAUUCGGCCGACUUCGAGCCCAGAUCCGUUAACCUCGCACAGCUCUUGGAGUCGUUCCAUGGCCUGGAGGCGCUUUACAUCUUUCGCCUCACCAUCAAGAGCUUGAGCCUUGCGGGGUGGAGCAGCAGGCGCGCGCCACUGCGGGUGCACAUUGACACCUCCUACUCGACUAAGCGGAUGCCAUGCUGGGACAGUGACGAGAUCGAGUUUGUGCAGGAGCUGGUGGUGAGCAGCAGCUGUGUGACGCAGCUGGAAGUAACAGGCGUUGUGUGCAUUGAGGAGCCGCCUGAAUUUCGGCCCCGGGUGCCUCCGGCGAUCGUGGAGCUGGGCACAGCGUUCCCCGGUCGUGUCAAGGUGCAUCCCAUCCGCUUUGGCAUGCCACCGCACUGCGGUAUUGUCUGGCGCUGCAUGAAGCCCAAGCUUGAUUCCGAGGCGCCCUACACUGCAAUCCACCACCGGUGCGCAGGUUUCGACGAGAAUGCGGAGGCGUGUGGCCGAAUUGCGGGAGUGAAGGAGCAAGCCCGGGUACAGUUCCAUCAUCUUUGUGGGGAUGCGACACAUCACAUCCACGCAGAGCUCCAGAUGAUCGAGAGCAAGCGUCGCCCGUCGCAUGUCUUUGGGCGACGCCACAGAGUUUGCGUCCAAGUGGCACAAGCUUGUUGGGAGGAGGAUGACAGAUCCGUGAAGGCUCAUAUCAAAGAUCUGUCUACGUCAAAGAACUUGAAGGAAGAUCGAGGGGAUCACUUUGACCAAGCUGUUCGUCUUGGAAAUAAGCUCGUUUACAAUCAAACAGUGAUCACUUUUUAA